AUGAGUGGGAAAAUCGGUGAAAAGAAGUCGAGAUCUGGUAAUAUUGGAUGUUGUGUUGUGUUGUGUCAUAAUACUUAUAGUAACACUGAGUCGAAUAUAAAAUUUUAUUCGUUUCCAUCAAAACCCCAUUUAAUAGAACGUCGCAAAAAGUGGAUAAAAGCAGUUAAUCGUAUUAAUCCAGAUGGUACCCCAUGGCAACCUACGAAUAAUUCAAGGAUAUGUAGUCAUCAUUUUGUUGGAGGAGAUAAAUCUGAAGAUCCUCGCCAUCCAGCAUAUAAUUCAACAAUUUUUCCGUCUAAGCAUAAACAGGUUUUAUCUGGUGCUAAUGAUGAACAAGAACAAGUGAAUUCAUCAGUUGAAGGUGUUCAAUUAGAAACUAUUAUUAAUCAAACCGUAGGAAAAUCUGAUAAAUCAGUUCAAGUGGUAUCUUUUCAAUCUACUAGUGAUGACUUUAUUUUCUCAUGUGACUUUGAUCGUGGGUCAAAUAACGUUUCAACUCAAGCAACAAUAUCCUCUACUAAAAAUUUAAAAGCAGAAAUAGUGACAAAAGAUAAAAGUAGUGGACCGGACAUUUCAAUUUUACUGUCGGGAUUUCGAGGAUACUGUUCAAUAAAAAAUGAUAAACCACUUUUGGCUGUAACUGGUGUAGGGCCGGAAACAGGUUUAUCUUAUGAUUGUAUUGCAACAUUUUUUGGUGUGGACCCAACAUGUAUUUCUCGCAUUUUUUUUAACGUGUUAUCUAUAUUAGCACAAAAAACUGUCAAUUAUAUUUUCUGGCCAAGCAAAGAAGAUAUUCAAGAAACUAUGCCACCAUCAUUCAAAGUACAUUAUCCUAAUUGCAGGGUCAUAAUAGACUGUACAGAAAUCAAGUGCGAACAACCAAGUCUCGUGUUUGUACGUAAUCACAUGUAUUCUGAUUAUAAAUCAGGAUACACUGUGAAAUUUUUGCUGGGAAUCACACCUUUAGAAAUGAUUUCGUUUAAAUCUGAGUGCUACGGUGGAAGGUCUAGUGAUCCUUUUAUUACUAACGACAGUAAUUUUUUAAAACUACUGGAACCAGGCGACGAAGUCAUGGCUGAUAAAAGAUUUCCUGGUAUAAAAAAAUCUAUAGAUGUACCAAAUGCUAUCAUAGUAACACCUCCAUUUUUACAUAAUGGACAUUUAACCGAAGAUGAAAUUGAUGAUACUUAUAAUAUUGCAAGGUCGUUAUACAACAAUCGGAGUAAAUUUUGUAAUAUUUUUUUAUAA
Messenger RNA from Chrysoperla carnea, 1248 nucleotides. RefSeq lists its product as uncharacterized. The coding region runs from base 1 to 1248 and encodes 415 amino acids. The transcript has 5 exons. Lineage: Eukaryota; Metazoa; Arthropoda; Insecta; Neuroptera; Chrysopidae. The record is from RefSeq and is a predicted model, not a curated record.